This is a messenger RNA of Mauremys reevesii (Reeves's turtle), 4127 nucleotides long. It is a transcript of the gene CDX2, whose product is annotated as caudal type homeobox 2. The record is from RefSeq and is a predicted model, not a curated record. Gene Ontology annotation, cellular component: nucleus. Gene Ontology annotation, biological process: embryo development; regulation of transcription by RNA polymerase II; cell differentiation. Lineage: Eukaryota; Metazoa; Chordata; Testudines; Geoemydidae. Gene Ontology annotation, molecular function: RNA polymerase II transcription regulatory region sequence-specific DNA binding; DNA-binding transcription factor activity, RNA polymerase II-specific. The transcript has 3 exons. Bases 1 to 840 code for a protein of 279 amino acids.
AUGUACGUGAGCUACCUAUUGGAUAAGGAGGUGCCCAUGUACUCCAGCUCCGUGCGCCACUCGGGGGGGCUCAAUCUGGCGGCGCAGAACUUUGUCAGCGCCCCGCAAUACCCGGACUACGGAGGAUACCAUGUGGCCGCGGCCGGGGUGAACCUGGACAGCGCCCAGUCCCCGGGCCCCUCGUGGCCCUCUCCCUACGGUGCUCCGCUGCGGGAUGACUGGAACGGCUACGGGCAGGGGGGCCCGGCCGCUGCGGCGGCCAGCGCGGUGCACGGGCUGAACGGCGGCUCCCCCGCCGCGGCCCUGGCUUACAGCCCGGCUGACUAUCACCACCACCACCACCACCCGGGCCCGGCGCCCCACGCCGCCUCCGGGGUCAUGCAGCAGCUCAACCCGGGCGCCCCGGCCGCAGAACAGCUCUCCCCUGGCGGCCAGCGGCGGAAUCUGUGCGAGUGGAUGAGGAAGCCGACACAGCCCGCCCUGGGCGGCCAGGUUAAAACCAGGACAAAAGAUAAGUACCGCGUGGUGUACACGGACCACCAGCGGCUGGAACUGGAGAAGGAGUUUCAUUACAGCCGGUAUAUAACAAUCAGGAGGAAAGCAGAACUGGCCGCUACGCUGGGAUUGUCAGAGAGACAGGUGAAAAUCUGGUUCCAGAACAGGCGAGCGAAAGAAAGAAAGAUCAACAAGAAGAAAUUGCAGCAAUCUCAGCCCGGCGCGGUGCACAGCGGCUCGCAAGCGCUGAGCCCGGUCUCCUCCCUCCAGGGAUCAACGGGUCCUGGCCCAGCUGGGGGCGUCCUGGGAGCUGCUGGGGUCUUAGCGCCAUCAGUGACCCAGUGACCGCAGCCAGAGACUGAGUCGGGGGCGGGGGGGCUUCUGCCCUCCUUGGUGAACAGGAGCCCGACAUUCACAGAACCCACCGUGGAAAAGGUCACUGGUCACCCAAUGAAACGGACAGAGCCCAGGCUUUUCCCCUCUGUGCACUACAAUGGCCGCACUGACCUUCCUCAACCACACUCCAGCCGUUUGCUUUUUGUACAAAGUGUACAGUGUGUCUGUUUCCGUGGGCGGGGAUAUUCAUGAUCUCGUGUGUUUUUACACUGGCGUUUGCAAUGCAGUAAAUCCCACUGUAGCCGAGAGCUGAACCGCAAUAGUCUGUAAAUUCUCCCGCUGGUAAUCUCGGGGAUCGGUGCGCAUGUUUUCAUUACACAGGCUGGGCUAGCCAUGAAUUUUAAUAGCCAAAUGUAAAGCACAUUUGUCUGUCCCAACCAUAAACCUUCAAAAUGACCAUCUCGCCUUACAGCGCGGGAAGGUAAGAUAAGACACCGCUUAAAUGUUCCGAAAGGAAUUGCUUCACGUUAGCCACCUGUAAAGGAGCUCAUAAAUCUGGUGCUGGUUUAUUAGUUUUCUGCACUGCCUGAGCUCUCCAGCGAAACUGCAACUAGCUACACGUGUAAGCGCGAGGAUCGCUGCCUGCGUGAUACUAUUGCCAAAGGGGCUGGGAUGAGAGAGUUGAGAAAUGCACCCAGUGUAAUGUUCUGUUGUUUAAAUUAUGCCAUUCUCUUCUCCCUAACCGAACAGCUUCAUACACACAGGGGCCUUCCUGCUUUCCCAGGCUUUAUCCAAGCUUCAUUAUAGGGCCGAAAAUGAAGAGAAAGCCCCCAGGGGAGCCACUGGGCCCUAGGAAGGUUCUUCAACAAGCUGCCUGGAACACAGACAUUUGGGGGUUGGCACGUUUCAAUCUUUGUAUUAAAUGGGUGAGAAAGACCAAAAUAUGGAUUCUUUCCCCAGAUCUGGACACAGACAAGGGGGGGGGAGGAUCUCUGCAAUCUCUGGUCAAGCUUCAGUUUGGUUUUCACCGUUUUAUUGUAGUUUUACUCAACUCGUUAUCCAAAAUCUGGAAAAUUAGUCUUUGAAACACACACAGACCAAAGCUUUCCAGCCAGGUCGGAAACUCCAUGUCCUCAUUGCACCUGCCAGCGGAUAGGGACAGCUAGCCAGUCUAUACUCAGCGGGGCAUUGGCAAUAUACUUUACCCGGGAUUUGCAGUUACCAGUGCGCCAUGAGGGUGAAAUUGAUUUGACAUUUCAGACCUGUUAUUGCCCAUGGUAACAUGUGAGCUCCGGCCCCAACACCUUUGGCCAAAGACAGCAUUGGUGAGGAUUUGUUCAUGGUGCAAUUUUUAGUCCAUCAUCCCUUCUGGGACUCUGGUCAAUACCAAUAAUCAAAGGGGGAAAUAGUCUAUUAAAUGCUUCCUGCUAUUUUUAUUUAUAACCUUUCCAUGCUGGAGCAGUUUUAAAUACACUAAUUGCCCCGUGUCAUGUUAGAAAGGCUAUUAAUAACAUGAGUGGGUUUUUUUGCGGGGGGGGGCUCUUUUAUUACCAAUCUUGUUUUUAACCACGUGUUAGGGCUAGGACAGGCGUCUGCUAAAAACGGAGAGGUUGUAUAAGUGAUUGUGUAGCUUCGGUGUGAUUCCACGCAGUGGGGGGUUGAAGAUGUGUUAGAAAUUAAGGGUCUUCCAAAGAGGGGAGUCUAGUGCUGCAUGCAGGCUCAUGCCCGAAGACGGAGAAGCUGACUUCAUGUGCCAAGCAUGUGAAAUCAACAUGGGGCUUCCCCCUGGGCUCUGCCGUGGUUUUAAAGCCCUAGUCUCUUUUGUUAGUUGCUUCCAAUAUAAUUUGAUGAGCGGAGGUUUUGUUUUUGUUUGGAUUUUUGUUUGUUUGUUCUCUGGGUUGCAGAUUUUGUGUCCUGGUGUAUUUGGAAAAGGCAGCAUUCACCGAAAUCUGGCGGCUAACAGUGUGUGUCUGCGCAGAUGUAUACGAAAUGAGUGUGUGUGCGACUGAGCCAGGCGUGGGUCGCUGUUCCGUAGGAUGCGGUUUUUAUAAGGUGUGUGCAGCAUUUGCGGUAGUUGAAGACCUCGCAGGGUGGUUGGAAUACGGAGCUGGUCCUAUCCAUCGAAAAGCUCAUUUUAUACCCACUAAAAGCGCAGCUCCAGGGACUAGCCGCUGGACCCCGAAGCUGGGAGAGGGGAGUCCGUGGGGAGCUGUGUCUGCUAGGAGUCUCUUUGUGCUGUUAAAAGAAACAACCAGGGGGGAAAGGCUGGCCCGUGUGCAGGCCUUGGGACGCGGUCAACCCGGCAACGCUGGAUCAUCCUGAGCAAUCAGGACCGUCUCACCCACAACACUAACGCUCCACUCCUGCAGCGCUUCUUCAUCCCUGCGAGACAAGAGUUGUACCUGGGACUGCAGGAUCCGGCCCCAAUGAAAACCAAAGCCAGCCCUUCUCUCCCUGCCCCAGCCCGAGCCUGCAGUCCUCCCCAGCCAGGCAGGAGGAUGCGGGCUGGCCUGGCCUGGAAUGCCUGUGCCCAGCCCUCGCGGGGCGCGGGGGAAAACGACUCUGGCUCCGAGGGCGCAGCCUUUGCAAGGUUGCCCUCUGGUGCUGCAGGGGCCGCGCCCGCACGCCAUUGAUCCUCGUGCUCUGCCGGGGAGCUGGCGGCUGCUGCUGCUGCCUCAGUUGCUAUGCGUUGCUGUGUAACGCCUGUCAAUAAACCUUGUUUGGAUUGUGGAGCAGAGCGCAAGGUUUGUUUGCUUAGUGGUUAGAGGUUCAAAAGUCGGCAUUGUCCUACUGCGAACGAUCCCAAGUUCUUUCUCCCUCGGGAGCACUGGCUGCUGGGGAGGGGGGAGGCAUGUCAGUGUCUUGACUCUGGGCACAUUUAUUUGCUUCCCGGGAUAAUUAAUGGCAGAGCAAGAAAGAUGACUACUGAGUUAUGAAAGGCCAUCAAUAAGGAAAUUAAACACAACGGAUCUAUGGGUGCAAUACGCGCCGUUCACUGUGGUUUUGCUGGCAUUUUUCCAUUCUGCGGGAGCUAGGCUGGGGCGUCUCUGCUUGCAGGGCUGGCGAAGCCGUGGGAUUCCCGUUGCUAGAGGCCAGGGAAGGAAAUGAAAUAAAUACAUAGGGUGGCAAUUAGGAAAGCUUCCCUCUAGUGGAAUCUGUUGAAUAUAGUCUCCCAAGGAAAACGCUGGGCGCCUCACGUUUUGCCACAUUUAGCUGUGGUCUGCACAUGAUUUUUAAAACAGCUGGACGAGUGUCCUUUUUGAAGUUUGUUUUUCUCUUUGGUUUUACCUGCGAAG